Messenger RNA from Pseudomassariella vexata, 429 nucleotides. RefSeq lists its product as uncharacterized. The transcript has a single exon. The record is from RefSeq and is a predicted model, not a curated record. Lineage: Eukaryota; Fungi; Ascomycota; Sordariomycetes; Amphisphaeriales; Pseudomassariaceae. The annotation marks the transcript as partial.
UUUGUCCUAGAACACCUCAGCAAUAUCGAUAAAGUGCUACUCAACUGCGAACUGGCGGGAGCCACAGUAGCGGCAGAGAAAUCUCAGUGGUGUCAAAAAGAAGCUGUUCUGGUUGGAUAUCUCUGUACUCCGUAUGGACGUCAUCCUGAUCAGAGCAAAGUCUUGAAGCAAUAUCUUCGGCUCAUUCGCCAUGGCGGAUCGUCUGACAUAUCGAGGUCAAAGGCGGCCCUGACCGGGAGGCGGUAUUGCGGUUGGAAUUUCCCGCAAUGCUCUCACCUAAGAGAAGCCGGGCAAGUACGCCAUCAGGACAGCGAGGUACUGCUAUACUCAUCCCACUCCCAGAAGAUUAGCUGCUGCGUGCCUUUUCCUUGGCAAAAACAUCUCACUUGCUCCCGAGCUAGAGGAACCCCUGAGCGAAAAGCAGAUUGA